Molecule: messenger RNA, 1446 nt
Organism: Lachancea thermotolerans CBS 6340
Lineage: Eukaryota; Fungi; Ascomycota; Saccharomycetes; Saccharomycetales; Saccharomycetaceae
Gene: RRN11
Product: Rrn11p
Exons: 1
Coding region: 1-1446 (481 amino acids)
Biological process (GO): nucleolar large rRNA transcription by RNA polymerase I; transcription initiation at RNA polymerase I promoter
Cellular component (GO): RNA polymerase I core factor complex
Molecular function (GO): RNA polymerase I general transcription initiation factor activity; TBP-class protein binding; RNA polymerase I core promoter sequence-specific DNA binding
Source: RefSeq, a predicted model, not a curated record
AUGUUUGAACUGCCCUUAGUGCGAAACACCAAACGAGUACGAACAGUCAGAAAGCUUCGAUACCAGUACAUUAACACACUAUACCAAGAGUACCGCAAAGUUCAAAGCUUUGCCAACGCAAACUCUACCCUUCCGACGCCUGAAAACUCUGCGGCAGAAGAGGCAAGCGAUGGUGACCAUAAUUCAGCAGAUGCUACCUCGCGGCGCAGAAGACGGAAAAGGCGACUGCUCAGCGUGCUAGGGCAUGCGGAGACCGACACAGAGCUCUCGGAUAUGGAAGCCGAAGAAGGUAGCCACGAGGCUGAUCAAGCGGACAGUGAAAAAGAGUUCUUUACUAGGCACGAGAAACCACAAGAAACGUUCGAAGUUUGGAACACUGAUAGGCAAAAAGCGGUCCCCAUGAACACAGCAACGCUCUCGUACGACACCUGCAAACAAAUUGAAAAGCACGCGCAAAAGCGUGUGUCGGCAGGGAUGGCACAUAUAUCUAAGAAUGCAAACUUCCACUUCCAGGCUAUGAAAGAUGGUUACGAGACUGUCGCAGAGACGCCAGAAUCCCAUCACCUUGUCCACAUCGCACAACUUAAUGAACUAUUACACACCAACAUCAUGAAGGGUAAAUGGGACACAGCAUAUCGCUGUUUUUCUCUCUUGAUCAGAUUGCCAGGUAUUGACAUAAGAAGCGUCUGGGGACCAGGCGCAAGGAUCUUGCGUGAAUUGGCAUCCAAUGAUAAAGGCCUUGGUACCAGCGAAGAAUUUUUAGGCUGGCUCAGCGGCAUAUUUUCCUCAAGAAGCAAUUUCAAUCAAACGAUGAACUUUUUAAUGGAUCCAGUAUUCAGAUGCGGCUCCAAAACACAUGCCGCCAAGUUCGUCGUGGCAUGGCUUUGGGAACUUUUAUUUGCGUCCUGUCCCGAUGGAACUGAACACCCUUCAGCAGAAGACGCUUCGAAUCGCAAGCUAUCUCACCUUUUGGAAAGGCUUUCAGAAAUGGUGUUGAUACCGCCUUAUAUGGAAGACCCUGAGGUUUGGUUUAUUUUCGCGGUCUGCCACUUAGUAAGUGCAGAUCAACUAUCGCAGCGUUUCAUCAGCACAAAACUGAGAACUUCAGAACUUGAAAGAGACAUCUCUCGAAAUCAAGUCACUCAGCACAUCACGAACGCGCAUAUGUGCAUUAGAACAUGUGAGGCGAAAAAAGAAGAAUUUAGCUUCCCGCGGCGUAUUAUCGAGGAGCAACUGGCAUGUUUUGAGAAGAGGCUUUAUCAAAAUAGUGGGGAGUCGACCGCCAGCGAUCUAGGAAGCGGCUUUGAACUGGACAAUAGUCCGGAAAAUCUUGACACCCAGAAUGUCCUCGGCCCUGGGAUGUCACCAAUGAUAGACGAGGAAGAAAACUUCUUUGGGUCUGCAGAACAGGUCCAUUUCGGGUUUGAUUCCGACAGCAGCACUUAA